AUGUCUCUAAAUUCAAAUCAUUGUGAAAAAAAGUUAAGCGAACAAUUUUAUGUGAAACUAUUAAAACAAAAGCUCACCUUAACAAAUCGGAAAUCAGGAAAUCAAAUGACGUAUAAAAUGGGAAGAUUAUUUUCUCAAGGAUUUUGGAACGAGAUUCACAUUUCUAAUAGCAAUUUGGCUUGA
Molecule: messenger RNA, 183 nt
Organism: Clunio marinus
Lineage: Eukaryota; Metazoa; Arthropoda; Insecta; Diptera; Chironomidae
Source: the annotation of a GenBank genome assembly